Cydia strobilella is the source of this 1084-nucleotide messenger RNA. RefSeq names its product RING-box protein 2 (gene Roc2). The coding region runs from base 85 to 429 and encodes 114 amino acids. Gene Ontology annotation, biological process: ubiquitin-dependent protein catabolic process; protein ubiquitination. Gene Ontology annotation, molecular function: zinc ion binding; cullin family protein binding; ubiquitin protein ligase activity. Gene Ontology annotation, cellular component: nucleus; Cul5-RING ubiquitin ligase complex. The transcript is spliced from 2 exons. The record is from RefSeq and is a predicted model, not a curated record. NCBI's taxonomy places the organism in Eukaryota, Metazoa, Arthropoda, Insecta, Lepidoptera, Tortricidae.
GUUAGCUGUCGCGAACAACAAUACAUCUUUCAAAGGUUUCUGUAAAGUUUUGUAAUCUUUACUUUGAUUUUGCAAAUUCUAAGAAUGUCGAAUAUGUCUGGAGAAGAUUGUGACGGUCUGGACCGAGGCGAUAAUGAUGGCCAGAAGUCGGAUAAAAUGUUCACGUUGAAGAAAUGGAACGCGGUGGCUAUGUGGAGUUGGGACGUCGAGUGUGAUACCUGCGCGAUUUGCCGCGUCCAAGUUAUGGAUGCCUGCCUCCGUUGCCAAGGCGAAAGCAAGAAGGACUCAUACGGCAAACAGGAUUGCGUGGUGGUGUGGGGCGAGUGCAACCACAGCUUCCACUUCUGCUGCAUGUCGCUGUGGGUCAAACAGAACAACCGCUGCCCGCUGUGCCAGCAAGAGUGGUCCAUACAGCGGAUGGGCAAGUGAAGCUUGUGGCCCUCUCUCUCUCGAUGGCCACGGAACGCACCCUCCGAGCGCGCACGCUCAUCGUCAUCGCUGAUCAACCCCCUUACAUUUGUUUUAUCAAAUAUAUUAUAUGACGAUCGGCAUCAGAAGGCCUAUAUACCGCGAAACACGAAGUUCGAAAUUUCGUUAUCUGCCUCUAUCACUCUUGCAUAUUCGAGCGAUAGGGAGAAUUCGAAUUUCGUAUUUCGCGGAUGGCCCUCAGCAUCGAGUGUGCACGUUCUGAGCGUACGUUUUACGACCGAGGCGUCUAAGGGGUUCAAAAAUGGAAUUCUCUUAACAACCGUCUCUGUGUAGGAGGGUACCUACAGGUGUAUUCAUGUAUAGUCGCAUAUGUAUAUUAUUUCGCGGAUGGCCCUCAGCAUCGAGUGUGCACGUUCUGAGCGUACGUUUUACGACCGAGGCAUCUAAGGGGUUCAAAAAUGGAAUUCUCAACAACCGUCUCUGUGUAGGAGGGUACCUACAGGUGUAUUCAUGUAUAGUCGCAUAUGUAUAUUAAUCGGUAUUUUGUUUGUAAAUUAUGAAUACAGAGAAUCUCUUUCAACAUUUGUUUUAAAUUAAUAUUGUGUGCAAUUAAAAUGCCAAACCUUAUACCUUAAGGUUGUCAAUUCCAGCUAGA